This is a messenger RNA of Rotaria sp. Silwood1, 1139 nucleotides long. The record is from the annotation of a GenBank genome assembly. Lineage: Eukaryota; Metazoa; Rotifera; Eurotatoria; Philodinida; Philodinidae.
AUGGAAGUACCAACCUUUAAAUUGCCUCACAUUCUUCCAUCUUCAAAUAGUUAUACUCAUAGUGAUAGAUCUUUAAAUGUUAAACUCGGUACUAAUUCAUAUGAACAAUGGCGUGCUAAUAUUCAUCGAGAAUUAGAAGAAGAUCUUCAACGACAAGUUCGAGAACUUCUUGAAGAAACUGAACGAGAAGAACGUUUAGCUAAAUUACAACGACAAUUUAUUCGGUAAGUAUUUAACUCAAUUAUUUAAUUCAAUAGAAAUUAUAUUCCAAUUUAUGUUUUUUUUUAUUUACUAGAGACAAAUAAAAAAAAAUAAUCGAAUCGAAAUUAAAAACAAAUAAAAAUAAAAUUUUCUUGACUUUUUUUUAAUCAUAUAAAUAGGAAUUAAAAUUAAUCAACUAGAAUAUAUAUAUCCUGAUAUUAAAAUCAAUUUUAAUAGAUAAUCAACUGUUGAGAAAUUUUAAAAUAAAAAUUUUUUUACCACAAAUCGAAUAAAUCAGAUUUUUUCAUUUCAUUAUAUCUUUAAGAUAAAUUUUAGUGAGCAGAAACUUGUUUGAUUAAAUAUGAACGAUAAGAACGUUUCUUUUAGAAAAAAAAAAUCAUUUUUUUUUUGUUUAUCCUAAAUGAACCCAUAUAGUUAAAAAAUGAUUUGAACGAAUAUUUUUCUAAGUUAAAAAAAAAUUUCAUAGUCGACUAAUAAAUCAACAUCAACAAAAAAAUAAAGAUAAAUAAAUAUUUUUCUUACAACAAAAUUCACAAAUUAAAAAUAAAACUAUAAAAACAAAAUUUAAAAAUAAUAUUCAACUAUAUUCAUUUUAUAUGUAUUAUAGAAAAUUUAAAUCUAUUCAAAAUAAUCAUCUAGAAAUUCUUAUCGUAUAUUGAUUUAAACUUUAUUGAAAAUAUAUUAAUAAACUUCUCAUACAACUUGAAAUUUAUAAAAACAGGAAAGAAAAUUUUCAAAAAAGAAUGCCUUCCUUUUUUUUUUUGUUUUUCUUCGUAUCUAUCAUCUAUCGGAAAUAAAUAGCAACUAACAAGAAAAAAGAAGAAACAAUUUUUAUUUUUUUCUUUUCUUACUAAAAUUUAUUUUAUUUAUUAAAAAAAAAUGUCAGUACUCUUUCGAAUAAAAGGUUUUAAUUUUUA